Trypanosoma conorhini is the source of this 750-nucleotide messenger RNA. Its product is annotated as prenyl protein specific carboxyl methyltransferase. NCBI's taxonomy places the organism in Eukaryota, Euglenozoa, Kinetoplastea, Trypanosomatida, Trypanosomatidae. The coding region runs from base 1 to 750 and encodes 249 amino acids. The record is from RefSeq and is a predicted model, not a curated record. The transcript has a single exon. Gene Ontology annotation, biological process: C-terminal protein methylation. Gene Ontology annotation, molecular function: protein C-terminal S-isoprenylcysteine carboxyl O-methyltransferase activity. Gene Ontology annotation, cellular component: endoplasmic reticulum; membrane.
AUGAAACCUGAAUGGGAAGCAGAGCACAAACUGGUGCGUGAGGUUGUCCUAGUUGCGUUUAGUCUCGGGGCCUGCUUUAUGUUUGCGCUUGCGUUAAUCUGCCACAGCCUUUGGUACACUGCAAGUGUCGAGGAAUACGCAGCCGGUGUUUACAUUUUGUGUAUACCGGUGCUUUUUCACAUGAGCGAGUUCCUAGUGGCGGCGUCCUUGGGUCGGCAUGACACCCACCCAGAUGCCUUCUUGCUGUUCAACUCAAAGGCGUACACGGCGGCCAUCUCUGCGGCGUGGAUAGAGUUCUUUGUAGAGUGGCUUCUCGUCCCGGAAUGCUGGAAGGUGUCCAGAGAUUCUUUUGCGGGUUGGUUCCUGCGCCUGAACUACACCAGCGUUACCCUGGUGGCCAUGUUGUCUGUGGCUUUCUACCUCGUGCGUGUGGUUGGGAUGCUGCAGUGUGGGCUAAACUUCUCACUGCUGAUUGAGACAGAGCGGCGCGGCGGUCAUAUCCUCGUCGAGGAUGGAAUUUACGCUGUGCUGCGUCAUCCAGCCUACUUUGGUUUCUUUUGGCGAACCCUUCUCUCACAGCUGGUGCUGGCAAACCCGUUGUGUUUUGUUAUAUACGCCGGCGUCAUGUGGGAUUUUUUUCGCAAGCGGAUCGCCUACGAGGAAGCCCUGCUGGAAAGUGGGAAAUUCUUUGGCAAGCGAUACACGGCGUAUAAAGCGAAAACGGUGGUGGGCAUUCCCUUGAUUCACUGA